GUGGAUUGGAUCGGUGGCUGCUUGUGUAGCUUUCAUGUCUGUCUCUGUAUCUGUGAGGUUCAGUUGCUCGUCGGUUGUUCGGUGGGAUACUGUCGUCGCCCCAUGGAAUCGGUGGCAGGAGGAACAUAGACCAAUAUUAGCACGGGCUGGUUGGCACCAUGGCUGUCGAAUAGAUCAGCCGAUUCGAAAUAAGCACAAGACUACUAGCAGCAGCUUUAUUGCAUUCUGUGCGAAAGCCGAUAUUAAAAAAAAAUAGCGAAGCUUAAAGACGCAACACCUGUAGCAUUGCGCCCCAGUCAUCCCCUCGGCCUCAGCUUCCGGCAAACCGCUCGCCGCCUCAUAGCUCCUCCAAUUAACCCGUGUCCAUAUAUUGUGCCGUUUCCAGUUAACCCUCCGGCUCCUUACCUCCCGACUCUCCACCUCAGCCCUCCCGAAACCUCCAUACUCUCUCCAACUAGCCGCGGCUGCUCUUAGCGCGGACGUGGCGCCGUAGCAGCGCGCCUCUGGUGCGACGGAGUUUAUUAUGGUCGAUCACCCGUCCGUGAAUAUCCAUCUGCAGGCUUCUCCUCCUACCUUCCUCACUCACCGCCACCACCACCCCGCAGAACGCUCGCCACUUGCGGAACUCCCCGCGUACGAAAAGUUACCAGCGUGUGCGAAACCGUGUGAAAGAGAGACCUCGAAAAGCGCGUACUUUAUGACAUGUCGGCAGAGCCCCGGGCCGAUGACGAAAUCUCCUGACGGCCUUACGCCGCUGUUAUCGUGCCCCGAGAGCCCAGUAACGCCCGACUGUAAACGGCACGCGAGGAAGCUACAAUCGGGGAAAGCGCGGGGGGUGCUGACGCCGAGCUCGAUACCGGAGGCGAGUAAAUGGUUCUCGAAGAAAUGGCAAGAAGGGAGGCGCGUCGCGCUGUUGAGUUUCCGCGCGUCCGUGUUUCUCAUCGUCAUCGGCUUCACCAUGGUCGCCUUUUCCUUCAACGCCAUCCCGUCCCUACAUGAGAAGGUCAGCUUACAUCCAACAAGCUCCAUCGAGGAACGAAGUGGGCCUAGAUCGUUUUUCCGGACCGAUUUCGCGAGGGCGAUAUUCGCCGAGUCGGGUUACAGCAUUGGAUUGGACGGAGGCGAUGCAGCAGAUUCGCAAUCUGGCCCUUGCUCAACAUCGGGAUCUGACGCAGGCUCGGCAGGUUCUAGUUCGGAAGGCUCAGGCGCGGAAGGUUCAGGUUCGGCAGAGCUAGAGCCGCAGGAAGUCUCGUCCGGAGUACAAAUAUUGUUGACGCGCAGGGGAGCGGAAGUCACGGCGGAAAUUCCGGCGCGAGUGAUGCUGGAGGUUGAGGGGAGGGAGGCGGUGAGACUAGCGGAGGGGGAACGAGGCGACUACAGUGAAACACAGGGGGAGGGGGAGGGGGAGGCAGAAGAGGCGGGGAGGCGGGAGUGGCGGAAGCGGGGGAAGAUGCUGAGAAGGGGAACGGGGAUUACAGCGAGUCUGAGGGAAAGGGAGAUACAGAGGAGCAAACCGUAUCGGAGCAAGCAGUAUCGGAUCAAAACCGCUUCCGCUUCUCCUGCGGUGGCUUCCGUGCGGUCGUCGUCCUCGGCCUUCCCCUCCCCCGCGACGUUCAUUCCGCUUCCGCCCGUGGUGGGGGGGGACGCGCACCCUUCCCCCGCGCCCGUGAAGGAGCAGUUUCUGUGGCGCAACCCGCGCAGCCACGGCUACGCCAAGUGCAACGCGGAGGGCAAAAAGAACGCCGCACGCAAAGGUGGUCGCAAGGGCAGUCGCGGACCUCUCCACAGUCGCCUGCGCGGUCGCCCGGCGAAGUCCGCCGUGGAGCACGCGGCGCGCGCAAUGGCCAUGGCGGAGUGGGAGCGCAAGGUGCAAGACCCCGUGCGGAGAAAGCGCGUGCUUAUAUUGAUGAGUGACACUGGCGGGGGCCAUCGCGCGAGCGCGGAGGCUCUGAAAUCGACGUUCGAGAUGGAGUUCGGCGACAAGUACGAAGUCAACGUGGUGGACAUGUGGACGGAUCACACGCCAUGGCCGUUCAACCAACUCCCGAAGAGCUACAAUUUCUUGGUGCGACACGAGACCCUCUGGAAGAUGACCUACUACGCGACGAAGCCGAAAUUCGUGCAUCAGCCCCAGAUGGCGGCGACUUUCGCGUUCGUCGCGCGAACCGUGUCGAAGGGGUUGGAUAAAUACAAGCCGGAUGUGAUUGUAAGCGUGCACCCGCUGAUGCAGCACAUCCCGCUGCGUGUGCUUAAAUCGAGGGGGCUUCUACACCGCAUCCCGUUCAUCACUGUAGUUACGGAUCUCACCACCUGCCAUCCCACGUGGUUCAGCCGACAAGUGAGCGUUUGUUUCUGCCCGACGAAAGAGGUCGCACAACAGGCACUUAAAGCCGGACUCCAACCCUCGCAAAUCCGCGUGCAUGGACUCCCUAUUCGCCCUGCCUUCGCCAAGCCUUCCGGACCUCAAGCCGAGGUUCGGCAAGGGCUAGGCAUGGAUCCGGACCUGCCAGCGGUGCUGCUGAUUGGCGGAGGGGAAGGCAUGGGCCCUGUGGAGGUGACCGCAAGAGCUCUGGCGACAACACUGGCGCCGGAAACGCCAGGGGGGCAGAGCGAAAGGGCAGCUGAUAAUUAUCUGUGGGCGGAAUAAGCAGCUGCAGGCGACAUUGGAAGCGAUGACGUGGCCCAUGCCUACGCAGAUCAAGGGCGUGGUUACCAACAUUCCUGAAGUUAUGGCGGCUUCUGACUGCAUUAUCACCAAGGCUGGUCCAGGAACCAUAGCAGAGUCAAUGAUCAAAGGCCUUCCCAUGAUCUUGAACGGCUUCAUCGCAGGCCAGGAAGCAGGCAAUGUUCCGUUUGUUGUAAAGAACGGAGCUGGGUUGUUCGAGGAGAAUCCCCAAAAGAUUGCCCGGAUAGUGGCCGAUUGGUUUGGACCCAAGGUCGAUCAAUUCAAGCGGAUGGCAACCAACGCUCACCGAUUAGCCCGACCCGACGCAGUGUUCCGGAUUGUUCGCGACCUCGACCAACUAGCAAACCGACCUCACACCCUUGAUAAUGUCACAUUUGCCUACUCUUGAGCCCCAUCGUGGUGGUGUCUCAGUUGGAGCCAUAGGGGAAAUUUGUUCUUCCUUAGGAGGGGAGUUUCUUGGGUUUCCACCUUAGGUGUGGCCGUGCUAUGCUAACCAUAGAAUGCCUCGGAGCAGAAGCUGCGAGGGUUUGUAAGAAAUUAGUAGCCGCAUGGUGGGGAGAGCGUAGCAUGGUGCUACCGUAGGAGCUCCACCAUGCUAGAGUCUUUCCAGGUUCGUUAAUUCCAUCUGAUUCAUCAUUCCACUACAUUGUGAUCAUGCACAUUUCUCAAAAUAUCU
Messenger RNA from Closterium sp. NIES-67, 3362 nucleotides. NCBI's taxonomy places the organism in Eukaryota, Viridiplantae, Streptophyta, Zygnematophyceae, Desmidiales, Closteriaceae. The record is from the annotation of a GenBank genome assembly.